UCAAGCACUGUACUGUACUCCAUCUCAGACUGUGGUCAUGUGAUCACUGCUACCUGUACUGUCAGGUGCACUUUCUUUGUGUUGGAGUUGGAUCAACCCUGACAUAAUAAUAAUAAUAAUAAUAAUAAUAAUAAUAAUAAUAAUAAGAAGAAGAAGAAGAAGAAGAAGAAGAAGAAGAAGAAGAAGAAAUUGGGACAAAUAAAACGAAAUAAAGUAAAACAACAGAAGCUCCUAAUUUAAACACGGCAGCGAGAAGAAGAGCUGUGACAACACCAGUAACUAGCAGGAAGCACUAGAGAUGGCUCGGAGGCAACGUGCUUGUUAACGAAUCCCCCACAGGGGAUCGGGGACUCGACAGGGACGUGGAUAGUGGGUUCGACUGCUGGUUCCCCCAACACACCGUCAAUCAGCCUCUCCUUCCCCCCCCCGAAGACGCAGCGCUGCGGGAAGGAGAAUCCAGGCCGCUUGCGGCGCGCACUGUGACACCUCGGGCCCGGGGGGGGCACUUUCCAGCGCGCCAAGUAAGCGCGGACAGCCUGGGUCCUCAGCCGGGCAGCAAGCAGCGCUGACAGCGGUCAGAGACCCAGUGUGUGUUUGAUGUCUGACGCGAACCAGGCCUUAUCGAGGAAAAGAGGACGGAAAGUGUCACAUUCCCCCGGUAAAAAGCGCAGAGGGAUGGGACAAGUACGGAGCGCGCAUGGCUUUUCGGCUGAAACAAACUUUUUAACGAUGCCUCCCACACUCCCCAUCGCGGUGCUUGAGGAAGUGUUCAUGAAUGUCCCCGCGCGCGAGCUCGUGUGUGUCUGCCGCCUGGUUUGCCGCCAGUGGAAGGAGGUGGUGGACAGCACGUCCUUGUGGCGGAACAGGUGUCGGCGGGAGGGGUACGAGCUCCGCAACGCCAGCAGUCUUCCCAAAGACUGGCGUCAGUUUUACUUCCUGUGCAAAAAGAGACGCAACCUGCUGAAGAACCCCAGGGCUGAGGGGCAAUUCAGUGGCUGGAAUAUCUUAGAAGAUGGUGGAGAUAAGUGGAAAAUUGAAGACGUGUCUCAAGAGCAUCUUCUUCCAGAUGAAACGGUCAAAAAAUACUUUGUUACCUCUUACACUUCCUGCAUGAAAUGCCAGUUAAUAGACCUGGUCAAAGAAGGUUAUGGACCAGCGUUUAUGGAUGAAGUUCAGCCUGAUAUCAUAGUGUCUGACUGGUAUUCUCCUCGCUGGGACUGUGGAUGUGUUUAUAACUUCAGCGUUGAGCUGCUCAACCAGAAAAAGAAAGUGAUUCGGGAGUUCCAUCCCGAUCCAGUCUAUUUUGAACAAUGGAAUGACAUGCAGUGGAAACAGAUGAAGCACGUGUUCCAUGGCUAUGGGCCAGGAGUACGUUUCAUCAGGUUCACUCAUGGGGGGAAGGACACGCAGUUCUGGGCGGGCUGGUAUGGAAUUCGGGUCACAAACAGCAGUGUGGAGAUAAGCCCCUCUGGGGAUAGAUAGUCCUGGAAGACACUUUACUGCAAGACUUAACUCUCAAACAGUGACCACAGCUUCAGAAACAUCUUCUUAGAUAUCUAACAUUUUAUCUAAAUGGGGGUGUGUAAUAUACAGCUUACCACGGAAGGAAGGGCAGUGGGUUUUAAGCAGUUAUGUAUAACAAUUAUGUGAUGUUAUGCUGCAUAACAUGAUUUUGGAAGUGCUGUAAUGUCCACUAGCAUAUAUUGCACUGCAUGUACGGUAAUUGGUAACUGAUGGUGUGUGUGUGUGUGUGUGUGUGUGUGUG
Scleropages formosus (Asian bonytongue) is the source of this 1765-nucleotide messenger RNA. RefSeq names its product F-box only protein 6-like. Gene Ontology annotation, molecular function: ubiquitin protein ligase activity; protein binding. The transcript is spliced from 9 exons. Gene Ontology annotation, cellular component: cytoplasm; SCF ubiquitin ligase complex. Lineage: Eukaryota; Metazoa; Chordata; Actinopteri; Osteoglossiformes; Osteoglossidae. Bases 598 to 1482 code for a protein of 294 amino acids. Gene Ontology annotation, biological process: ERAD pathway; glycoprotein catabolic process; SCF-dependent proteasomal ubiquitin-dependent protein catabolic process. The record is from RefSeq and is a predicted model, not a curated record.